Equus caballus (horse) is the source of this 2575-nucleotide messenger RNA. RefSeq names its product solute carrier family 26 member 5 (gene SLC26A5). The record is from RefSeq and is a predicted model, not a curated record. Gene Ontology annotation, biological process: transmembrane transport. Lineage: Eukaryota; Metazoa; Chordata; Mammalia; Perissodactyla; Equidae. Gene Ontology annotation, molecular function: chloride transmembrane transporter activity; secondary active sulfate transmembrane transporter activity; bicarbonate transmembrane transporter activity. Gene Ontology annotation, cellular component: plasma membrane.
AGGAGCGAGCUCCCCCUUCUCCAGCUCAGCCCCACUGAUCAAGGUUUCACCGAACUGCACUCAGCUUCCAUCUGGGGUUCCUGUCCCCUGCCCCUUGUGCUGCACGUUGGAUCUGGUGACACUCAGGAAAUGCUUGUCUCCUGCUGUGGAUGAACAAUUUCAGAGUACUAUGGAUCAUGCUGAAGAAAAUGAAAUCCUCGCAGCAACCCAGAGGUACUCUGUGGACAGGCCUAUCUUCAGUCAUCCCGUCCUCCAGGAAAGACUGCACAAGAAGGACAAGGUUCCGGAUUCCAUUGGGGACAAGCUGAAGCAGGCGUUCAUAUGUACUCCUAAGAAAAUACGAAAUAUCAUCUAUAUGUUCCUGCCCAUCACCAAGUGGUUGCCAGCAUACAAAUUCAAGGAGUAUGUGCUGGGCGACUUGGUCUCAGGCAUAAGCACCGGGGUGCUGCAGCUUCCUCAGGGUUUGGCCUUCGCCAUGUUGGCAGCCGUGCCUCCCGUGUUUGGCCUGUACUCUUCGUUUUACCCUGUCAUCAUGUAUUGUUUCUUGGGAACCUCCAGACACAUAUCCAUCGGUCCGUUUGCUGUUAUUAGCCUGAUGAUUGGCGCUGUGGCUGUUCGAUUGGUUCCAGAUGAUAUAGUCAUUCCGGGAGGAGUAAAUGCAACGAACGGCACGGAAGCAAGAGACGCCUUGAGAGUGAAGGUGGCCAUGUCUGUGACCUUACUUUCAGGAAUCAUCCAGUUUUGCCUAGGUGUCUGUAGGUUUGGAUUUGUGGCCAUCUACCUCACGGAGCCCCUGGUCCGUGGGUUUACCACCGCGGCCGCCGUGCACGUCUUCACCUCCAUGUUGAAAUACUUGUUUGGAGUGAAAACAAAGCGGUACAGUGGCAUCUUUUCCGUGGUGUAUAGUACAGUUGCUGUGUUGCAGAAUGUUAAAAACCUCAACGUGUGUUCCCUAGGCGUCGGGCUGAUGGUUUUUGGUUUGCUGUUGGGUGGCAAGGAGUUUAAUGAGAGAUUUAAAGAGAAAUUGCCGGCCCCCAUUCCUUUAGAGUUCUUUGCGGUGGUGAUGGGAACGGGCAUUUCAGCUGGGUUUAACUUGCAAGAAUCGUACAAUGUGGAUGUCGUUGGGACGCUGCCUCUCGGCCUGCUCCCUCCAGCCAAUCCGGACACCAGCCUCUUCCACCUAGUGUACGUGGAUGCCAUCGCCAUAGCCAUCGUUGGAUUUUCAGUGACCAUCUCAAUGGCCAAGACCUUGGCAAAUAAACAUGGCUACCAGGUUGAUGGCAAUCAGGAGCUCAUUGCCCUGGGCCUGUGCAAUUCCAUUGGCUCCCUCUUCCAGACUUUUUCAAUUUCAUGCUCCUUGUCUCGAAGCCUUGUUCAGGAGGGAACUGGAGGGAAGACACAGCUUGCAGGUUGCUUGGCCUCGUUAAUGAUUCUGCUGGUCAUUUUAGCCACCGGAUUCCUGUUUGAAUCGUUACCCCAGGCUGUGCUGUCGGCCAUUGUGAUCGUCAACCUGAAGGGAAUGUUCAUGCAGUUCUCAGAUCUGCCCUUUUUCUGGAGAACCAGUAAAAUAGAGCUGACCAUCUGGCUUACCACUUUUGUCUCCUCCUUGUUCCUGGGAUUGGACUAUGGUUUGAUUACGGCCGUGAUCAUUGCGCUGCUGACCGUGAUUUACAGAACACAGAGUCCGAGCUACAAAGUCCUUGGACAACUUCCUGACACUGAUGUGUAUAUUGACAUAGACGCAUUCGAGGAGGUGAAAGAAAUUCCUGGAAUAAAAAUAUUCCAAAUAAAUGCCCCAAUUUAUUAUGCAAACAGCGAUUUGUAUAGCAGUGCAUUAAAAAGAAAGACUGGCGUGAACCCGGCCCACAUAAUGGGAGCUAGGAGAAAGGCCAUGAGGAAGUAUGCUAAGGAGGUCGGAAAUGCAAAUAUGGCCAACGCAACCGUGGUCAAAGUGGAUGCAGCAGUAGAUGGAGAAGAUGGCACCAAGCCUGAAGAAGAGGAGGAUGAAAUAAAAUUUCCCCCAGUAGUCACCAAGAGCACAUUUCCCGAAGAACUGCAAAGAUUUAUGCCCCCAGGAGAUAAUAUCCACACCAUCAUUCUAGAUUUUACACAAGUCAAUUUUAUUGAUUCUGUUGGUGUAAAAACUCUGGCAGGGAUUGUAAAGGAAUAUGGAGAUGUCGGUAUUUAUGUGUAUUUAGCAGGAUGCAGUGCCCAAGUUGUGAAUGACCUCACUCAAAAUCGAUUUUUUGAAAACCCUGCCUUGAAGAAGCUGCUGUUCCACAGCAUCCACGAUGCAGUUCUAGGCAGCCAAGUUCGAGAGGCGCUUGCUGAACAGGAAGCCUCGGCUCCCCCUCCCCAGGAGGACUCGGAGCCCAACGCCACUCCCGAGGCCUAGAGGGGCCCAGAGGGAGGGUGAGCCUCUCCUGCGAUGACUAAUUCACACGUUCUAAAUACUAGACAAUAGGUUUUUUCCUAAGGGUAAAUCCUAGUACUCAAGGCUUGCUUUGGAGGGUGAAUGACAUGUAGCAAGAUGUAUCUCACUUGUGUUUUUUUAAUUGAAUAUUUCAAAGAUAAA